CACUACCUGUGGACACUCACAGAACAGGUUCAUUAGCAGGGAGCCACCAUGGCCGAUAAGUCCAAAUUUAUUGAGUACAUUGAUGAAGCUUUAGAAAAAUCUAAAGAAACUACACUUUCUCACUUAUUUUUCACCUAUCAGGGGAUUCCUUACCCCAUCACCAUGUGCACCUCAGAAACUUUCCAAGCGCUGGAGACCUUCGAAGCCAGACAUGAUGACAUUGUGGUAGCAUCUUAUCCAAAGUGUGGUUCAAACUGGAUUCUCCACAUUGUCAGUGAAUUAAUAUUUGCUGUUUCUAAAAAGAAGUAUGAAUAUCCAGAAUUCCCAGUUCUUGAAUGCGGGGAUUCAGAAAAAUAUCAGAGAAUGGAAAACUUUCCAUCACCAAGGAUUUUGGCAACUCACCUCCACUAUGACAAAUUACCUGGGUCUAUCUUCAAGAAUAAAGCCAAGAUAUUGGUGAUAUUUCGAAACCCUAAAGAUACAGCAGUAUCUUUUUUCCAUUUCCAUAAUGAUGUCCCUGAUAUUCCAAGCUACGGCUCUUGGGAUGAAUUCUUCAGACAGUUCAUGAAAGGACAAGUUUCUUGGGGAAGCUAUUUCGAUUUUGCAAUUAAUUGGAACAAACAUCUUGAUGACGACAAUGUUAAGUUCAUAUUAUACGAAGACCUGAAAGAGCAUCUGGCUGCUGGAAUAAAACAGAUUUCGGAGUUCUUGGGAUUCUUUCUAACUGGGGAGCAAAUUCAAACUAUCUCAGUCCAGAGCACUUUCCAAGCAAUGCGAGCGAAAUCUCAGAACACACACGGUGCUGUCGGUCCAUUCCUUUUCCGCAAAGGUGAAGUUGGUGAUUGGAAAAAUUUGUUGAGUCGAACUCAGAACCAGGAAAUGGAUGAAAAAUUCAAAGAGUGCUUAGCAGGCACUUCCCUAGGAGCAAAGUUGAAGUAUGAAUCAUAUUGCCAGGGUUGAUUCCAGUCAAUUCAGCAGGACUCAAUUGUUUUUCCUUAAUAAUAAUUAAGUUUAAAUAAUUGAAUGAUAAUUCAGUCAAAUAAUCAAAUAAUUAAAUAAUAUUGAAAUCUAAACAAUACAAAUUUAAUAAUAAUGAUAACAUCUGAAAUUUUUAAA
Messenger RNA from Callithrix jacchus (white-tufted-ear marmoset), 1116 nucleotides. RefSeq names its product sulfotransferase family 6B member 1 (gene SULT6B1). The record is from RefSeq and is a predicted model, not a curated record. Lineage: Eukaryota; Metazoa; Chordata; Mammalia; Primates; Cebidae. Gene Ontology annotation, molecular function: sulfotransferase activity.